This is a messenger RNA of Owenia fusiformis, 739 nucleotides long. Lineage: Eukaryota; Metazoa; Annelida; Polychaeta; Sabellida; Oweniidae. The record is from the annotation of a GenBank genome assembly.
CUGCAGCCGAGUAAGAGUAAGCAAACUUUGGACCUAACUGAUUAUAUGAUGCCGUCUUACAAACUCAUCUACUUUAAUGGCAAGGGGCGUGCAGAAUGCCUCAGACUUCUUUUCAAACUCAAGGGUGUUGAAUUUGAAGAUAAAAGGGUGGAAAUUGCCGAUUGGGCUUCGGUAAAGCCAACACUACCAUUCGGCCAAGCACCAGUUCUGGAAGUAGAUGGAAAGCAAUUACCGCAAGGGAAGGCCAUAGCUCGUUAUCUUGCAAGGGAAUUCGAUUUACUUGGCAAAGAUUCCUGGGGCCAAGCCAUCGGGGAUGCAGUUGUCGAAGCCAUCACUGAUCUUAGUAAAUUGUUCUGGGAAUUCUACAUGGUGAAAGAUGCCGAUAAAAAGGCCAAGGAAUCUAAGAAAUUUGCCGAGAACGUGGCUCCUGGCCAUUUAUCAAAUAUAGAGAAGUUCUUAACUGGGAAUGUAUUUCUUACAGGAGACGAUGUGAGCAUGUUUGACAUUGAUUUAGCAGUGCAGCUAGAGUUCAUGGUGGGUCUCAUACCAGACAUACUGACGCCCUACCCAAAGCUACUUGCUCUGUACAAUAGGGUGAACGCAAUACCACAGUUAGCAGAGUGGAUCGCAAAGAGACCAGACACGCCAUUUUGAAAUAUGAGUUGCAGACUUUAGCUUCAAUAAUCUAGCAUCCUGUACAUUUUGAAAUGUGAUUGCUAUAGCCUAUGUAUAUACGAAG